Molecule: messenger RNA, 1196 nt
Organism: Leptinotarsa decemlineata (Colorado potato beetle)
Lineage: Eukaryota; Metazoa; Arthropoda; Insecta; Coleoptera; Chrysomelidae
Biological process (GO): transcription initiation at RNA polymerase II promoter; RNA polymerase II preinitiation complex assembly
Cellular component (GO): transcription factor TFIID complex; SAGA complex; SLIK (SAGA-like) complex
Molecular function (GO): RNA polymerase II general transcription initiation factor activity; protein heterodimerization activity; transcription coactivator activity
Source: RefSeq, a predicted model, not a curated record
CCAGCCCAUACAUAAAAUAAAAACCUCCAAAAAUUGAGAUGAACAGAAUAUAAGGGUUUGGCAUAUUCAUAUCUGGAUAUUCUCAAAUUUAUAGAAAAAUGUCAACUUCAUCUAUGGAUCGCCUUAAGUCUCGAAAAAAUUCUAAAGAUAGAGAAAAACGAAAAUCUCAAACUGGUUCAACGGAACCUAAUUCUAAUGAUAAGGGACACUCCUCAAAAGAUUCCAGGCAAUAUGCUGGCAUUGGUCCCGAGUCUAUAUGUUUAUAUGCAGAACAGUCCUCAUAUGAACAUUUGUCUGAUGAGAUUUGUAAUACCUUAGCAGAAGAUAUCAAUUAUAAAUUACGGUAUAUUAUUCAUGAGGCUCUGUUGAAAUCUAGGUUAUGUGGAAGAGAUGUUAUUAUAUCCCAGGAUAUUGACGAAACAUUUGAAAAUUUGUCUAUAGAGAAAGUGUAUGGAGCCCCUUCAAGUCUGAAUUGGGUACCUUCUGGUGAUGUUGGUGAUCAAAAUUUUCUUUAUCUGAAUGAUACCGAAAUCAAUAUGAUAGAACUAGCAGAAGCAGAAAACACAUAUGCCCAACACGGACACGUAAUGCUGACAAAAAAGUGGUUUCCAGAUCCUGACCUCCUGGAGCCCAGCCAAGCACUACGAAAUUACUUCGUUACAGUUUGUGAAACUGUGAUAAGCAAUGAUGAGGAAUUAAGAUGGAUGGCAUUGAAAGACAUAAGCGAGAAUCCUCGGAUAGGUCCAAUAACAGAUUGGUUCUACAAUUUUGGAUACUUGUUACUCAUGAAAGAUAUAACCUAUGAUUCUUUUACACUUUGUGCAUUAGAUUUAAUCGAAACAUUAGAGAACAGCCCUCUGAGCAGCAGUACUGUUUCAGUCAAACAGUUAAAGUUACUAGUCAGACUGUUACUGCAAAGACUUUUAUUAUCCUCAACUUCAAGGGCUAUCCUGAGGAAAAUGUGCUCUACUCUUGCUGUUUUAUGUUUGAGGAUACCAUUAAAAGAAAUGACUAUUGCUAAAAUUAAUCAGAAGUUGGAUGGCCUGCCACAGGAUAAGAUUUUAGCUGUAGUAAUGAUCAUAUACUUCCUUGGGAGUGAAGCUAUUGAGAAGAUAUUUAUUCCUAAUGUCAUUUACUUUUUGAACAUCUUAGGAACAGAACAUGAUUUUGAGAUGAUAUAUGUAAUAUUGUUGUAG